Messenger RNA from Stegodyphus dumicola, 1364 nucleotides. RefSeq names its product Translin associated factor X (gene Trax). Lineage: Eukaryota; Metazoa; Arthropoda; Arachnida; Araneae; Eresidae. The record is from RefSeq and is a predicted model, not a curated record. Gene Ontology annotation, molecular function: sequence-specific DNA binding.
CAAGGAAACGGAGAGCGAAGCGAUAAGACGUGUAUCUCGAACGCUGUCCCACCUCGGAAUUCAGUAAUUGCGAGCGCUUGGAUGAAAUCCAACAUGAGCAUUUGUAAGCGCUAGGACGAAAUUCCCUUUUUCCGUCUGUCAUUUCGAAACCCGGGCGAUGAGUAAAAGUGAGGUUUGGGGGACUAGAUGCUUAUGAUUGCGCAUGCGUGAAGCAUAAACCAUACUAGAACUACAGGCUACCUAGGAAUUUUCGUAAAUAUAGCAGAAAAUAUUUAUAAAGAUCUCUGCACCGGUAAAAAAAGUGCUACUGUUUCUUUCUACUGGUUUAUUCUUGAUUAUGCUAAAAACAUAGAGAAACCUGGCAACGAUUUCACUUGUAAUUUAAAUUUUAAAAAUCUGAGUAUAUAGGUAUUUUCUAGAGUGUGAAAUGAGUAAUCGUGGUCGGAGAGGUCAAGGCCAGAGGAAACGUAAAAAUUAUAAUAAAGAUGAUGAAGCAAAUAACAGUGUUCCAGAAGAUGCUUCACAUAUUGUCAAAUUGUUCCAUUCUUAUCAGACUGAAUUAGAUGCUAAAUAUGAUAAAUAUGAAAGGCUGAUAAAGAAAAGCAGAGAUUUAACAAUUGAAAGCAAGAGAAUUAUUUUCUUACUGCAUCGAGUUUCCAGUGAUGAAAAUAAAGAUGAAAUUUUAAGAGAAGCAGAAGAGCGUCUUAAUAAUCUUGUUAUUGAUGUUAUCAAUGGAAUAGCUCUAGAAUUGACUAAACGUGAAGUAUUUCAGUAUCUCAGAGCUUUCAGUCCUGGUUUACAAGAAUAUGUAGAAGCUGUCUCCUUUUACCAAUACUUAAAAAGUGGAUGCCUAAUUCACAUUAAUGAAGUACAUAAUCCAACCUUUUCACCUUCUUUAUCCAAAAUUGAUGAAGAUGCUGAUGAAAAAGAAAAUUAUAUCAAAGCUGAACUACCCUUGUCUGUUAUACUGACUCCAACUGAUUUCAUUUUAGGAAUCGCAGAUUUAACUGGAGAAUUGAUGAGAAAAUGUAUAAAUAGUGUAGCAAGUGGAAAUAUUCAAGAACCUUUUGAAUUAUGUUUAGUAUUACAGAAUAUUUAUGAAGCAUUUUUAGUAAACAGUAACCAUUCGAAAGAUCUAAAACGUAAACUUUACACUUUAAAAUGCAGUUUGCAGAAAGUUGAAAAUGCAUGUUAUGCUAUAAAAAUAAGAGGUACUGAGAUACCUAAACACAUGUUAGCAGAUUUCUUUUCUAAUGAAGAAUUCAAAGAGUCCGUGGACCCAGAUAUUUAAAAUACUAAGUAUAAAUGUAUUAUAAUGUUUUUAUUCUAUUUUAUAUUAUAAAUAAAUAAGCAUUUUAAUGUUA